AUGCGGAUCGUUUUUCUUCAGACGCCCCAGGGAGGACUCCUCACAGAGCAGGAGGCUCGCGUCAAGGCGGCGUUGGAGAACGACAUUUGCGCCGAUUGCUGGCCAUGGGAGAAGUACCGCGAGGACGGCAACACGGAGCGCUCUGCGAAGCGUGGCAUUGCCAUUGAGAACCACAUGCUGACCGCGGAGAUGCUCUCUGGGCUUUCUCACAUCAUCUCCUGGGGCGCCACCUGGGAUUACAAGCUCCAAGGUGGCCCCAGCCUGGAUGUGUGGAACGCAGCGGGUAUCGAGUUCUACCCAAUGAUUUGGGGCGAUGGCACCAUUGCUGCUGCAGAGGCGAAUGGCAUGCCGGAGGGCAGCCGGGCUUUGCUCGGCUUCAACGAGCCGAACUUCCCGGAGCAGGCCAAUCUCCAUCCGUACUGGGCUGCAUACUACUGGAAGGAUGUGGAGAGGAUCGCGGAAUUGAACAACAUUACCACGAUUGUCUCGCCAUCCAUGAACUACCAUUGGUCCUUCGAUCCGAUCGACUGGCUCUACCAAUUCUUCUACCACUGCGAGGGCUGCAAGGUUGAUGCGAUCGGCCUCCACGUCUUUAGCUGCUAUGCCAACGGCUUGAAGUACCACCUGGACCGGUACCGAGUGUUUGGCAAGCCGAUGUGGGUCACGGAGAUUGCUUGCUCUGACCCGCACUCGCCGGAGCGGCUGUCGGCAGAGGGCCAAAUGGCGUACAUGAAGGAGGCGAUCCCUCUCCUCGAAGCUGAUGAGGACGUAGAGAUGUAUGCUUGGUUCAGCUACUUCAAGGAUCAGUGGGCCCAUCCGAUCGUGGAUGGAGAGAACGGCGAUGCUGGCCUCAUCCACCCGAACGGCACCCUGACAAACCUGGGGAAGUUGUUCGAAACCUUUGCCGCCGGAUCCAACCUGACGGAGAUCAACAUCACGGCCCCCGAGUGGAAGAACGAGACAAACGAGACGAGCUCAACUACGACAACAGAAAGUGAGACCCUCACGACUACCAAGUCUGCAACCACGAGCGUGUCCGAGACUGCGACAUCUUCGACAACAGGAUCGGAGACGUGGUCGAGCACCCUCACAGAGUCGACCACGACCGUGACAAGCUCGUUGACAGCAACUGGCACGGAUACAUCUACUCAGACGGGAAGCACGACCACGGUGUCCUCGUCGAAGACCGACACGACAACCCAGACAGACACUAGCACUUCAGCAACAACAACGCGCAGCUCAAGCAGCAGCUCGACACACAGUUCGAGCGCAACAUCGAGCACGGCCACAAGCAGUACGAAAACAUGGUCAGGCGAAACUUCGUCAACCACUGUUGUGACAGUCACAGACACAUCGGUAACUGCUACUGUCACCAGCACAGUGAGCACGACAGAGACUUCGGUAACCGAAACCGCAACCGCUACAAGCACUGGCAGCACCACGCUGAGUGCCACCAACCCACCAGAAGUGGCCACCACAGCCAUGAGCACUACUGCGACCACAACUGCAACACUGGCAGUAGCCACAGUGACCGGUACUACCACUCUCAGCAGCACGGAGUGGGCAAUGCCAGCGACGACCAAGACUCUGACCACCACCAGGACACUGUCGGCCACAGUGACAACGACCUGGUCCACCAGCGCCACCAGGACCACCAAGAUGGUGGAGGCACCGAUCACAACCGUGGCCGAAGCGACGACUGUCACAGGCACAGCAACUUGGACCGGCACAAGCACUACCGACAACCUGGACAGUGCCAACACCACCACGGAGCAUGCGCACACGAACUACACCAGCUCCCGUCACCUCACGGGCACGGCCCCGAGUACGACCAUGACUCAGGGCGGUGAGUCCACCACGUACACCCUGGACGAGGAGGACAACACCACCAAUGACACCGAGCUCACGUGUGGGGAGGCAGUGGAAGCUUGGUGUCAGUCCGAUCCAGAGGCUGCACCUUUCUUCCCGCUCAGACACUGCUCCGAUUGGCGUCUCCACGAUGCCAUGUGCACUUCUCCUGUGGGCGGUGGCCAGGCCGCUCCCCAAUUCAGUGCUGGCACCACGCUCCAAGAAGGCUCCCCUUUGUCGGUGCUCUUCUUGAUCAUGGCCGUGAUCGGUGCAGCCAUGGCAUCCGCGGCGCUCACUUCGGCAUUCCACAGGCAGCGCUGCCUUUGGCUUCGCUUCCUUUGCUGCUGCCAGAAGCGACGGGAGGACGAGGAGCAAGAGGACCUGAAGCGGGCAGUCUCCGAGAAAGACUGGCCCGGCCGGUGCUUGAAUGUCAUGGGGAAGAAUGCCAGUGUGGCACCAGCCCCUGAGGGCGGCGUGCUGCUCCCGGUCGAGGAAGUAGCCGUGGGCACACCCGUGGGCACGACGCCUGCUUCACGAGUGGCUGCCCUUCACACGCUGCAAGAGGCUAUGGCAAUGGCAACGGCUGAAGAUGCUACAUGGGACGAGAAGCAGGUGGCCCUGGACCAGGUUGGCCGCCUCCUGGCUGGCGGCGCCACCGCGAACCUGCCGAUGGCCUUGCGACAGGAAGCCGAAGCCUGGCAGUGCCGACAAGAUGAGAGGUUGCGCCUCGCGCGAUCUUUGGAAGCAGCUGCCGAGAAAGCGGCGGCCCUGGAGGAUGGCGCUCGCGAGGCGAUGGGCGAGGACGGCACGACGAGCGACGACAACCCUCUGCGAGAGCUGAUGGCCCGUGCCAAACUCUCCGUAGAUGCUGGCGAUCGGGAGGCGAUGCUGGCUGAGGCAGCUCGGCGCGCUAGCGCGUUCCAGGAAGAACUGGACGCCCAAAGGCUGCGGCUACAGGCUCGUCGCCGAAAGCAAUCCGAUGGAGACUCGUCGCUGCUGACUGCUGGGGCACUGCUGGAGGAGCGUGACGCGCUCGCUGGGCUCAAGGACAAGGUGGCUGCGGAGUUUGCCGCCCUCCCGGGUCUGCGGGAGGAUGGUGCCGGCGACGAAGCCUGGGAUUCGGCCUGCGAUGCUUUGGAAGAAGCAUGGAAGCAUCUCUCAGCAGACGUGCAGUCGGCAACGCAGGAGGCUCAGUCAGCUUUGACCGCAACGUUGGGUGGUAGCAAAGUCGCCAAGUCGCUGGAAGACACGGAUGCCGAACGCCGGGCUGCACUGGCAGAGGCAGCUCGCCGUGCUGCAGCCUUCGAUGAGGAACUUCAGAAGCAGAAGCAGAAGUUGCAGAAGAGGGCCAAGGGCAAAGGGAGCCAAGCCGCUGCGUUGGAGCUUGGAAGGCUCCUGGAGGACAAGGAGGCGUACGAGGCCCUCGAGUCUGAGAGAGCUGCUGCCCUGGAAGAGUGCCAGAAGUUCAUGGCGGAGGGCAAGAUGAGCGAAAGCGAGGCUAACGACUGGGCUCAGCUUGUCGAGGCGCUAGAUGCCGCCAAAGCGGAUUUGGCUGAGCUGGCUCCGGAGACGAGUGCCGAGGCGCUUCCCAAGUCCAGCGCUUGGGCCGCCAUCGCCGCGAAGAUGAAGACCGGAAAGCUCGAGGUGGACAGCCAGGAGCAGACGGCGAUGUUGGCUGAGGCGACCCGACGUGCUGCAGCCUUUGACGAGGAGCUUCAGAAGCAGCGAUCGCAGAUGAAGAAGCGAAGGAAGGCUUUGCAGAAGGGCGCAACUCCCGACCAGGUGGACCCCCUCGAGGCGUGCAGGACUCUCGCAGACGAGCAAACUCUGAAGAAGCUGGCGAAGGAGCAGGCCGAAGCCUGUGCGCAGUGUGAGGCAUUGGCUGAAUCUGCCGAGGGCGACACGAAGGAG
Molecule: messenger RNA, 3759 nt
Organism: Symbiodinium necroappetens
Lineage: Eukaryota; Dinophyceae; Suessiales; Symbiodiniaceae
Source: the annotation of a GenBank genome assembly